Striga hermonthica is the source of this 318-nucleotide messenger RNA. The record is from the annotation of a GenBank genome assembly. NCBI's taxonomy places the organism in Eukaryota, Viridiplantae, Streptophyta, Magnoliopsida, Lamiales, Orobanchaceae.
AUGGCGUCAAUGGCAACGGAAAGCAUCGAGGACCCAUCUAUGUCUCGGACCGACUGCUCAUUCGACGCCAUCGAGAGUGGCAACUCCACGAUUGGGGACUUCCCCUGGAAAAUUUUAUGCAUAGGCGGGGGUGCCUCGCCGGUCAGCCUAGUGGAGUUCACUAACAAACGACGCCCCCGACGGCAUGGCGGAGGACUUCUACUAGUGAGCUUGGUCAACGGGUACAACGCGAUCCUGGUGCGGCUGUCAUCCGGCGACUAUGCUGGCUGCGUGGUAGGAUGUCGAGACUUGAGAGAAUUGAGGGAGAGAGAAAAUUAG